Messenger RNA from Penicillium robsamsonii, 693 nucleotides. RefSeq names its product small nuclear ribonucleoprotein-associated protein. Gene Ontology annotation, biological process: mRNA splicing, via spliceosome. The record is from RefSeq and is a predicted model, not a curated record. The coding region runs from base 1 to 693 and encodes 230 amino acids. NCBI's taxonomy places the organism in Eukaryota, Fungi, Ascomycota, Eurotiomycetes, Eurotiales, Aspergillaceae. Gene Ontology annotation, molecular function: RNA binding. The transcript has 5 exons. Gene Ontology annotation, cellular component: U5 snRNP; U2-type prespliceosome; U1 snRNP.
AUGGCUUCCCACAAGAUGCAAAACCUUAUUAACUACCGGAUGCGCGUAACAUUGAACGAUGGACGUCAAAUGACCGGUUCCAUGCUUGCAUUCGAUAAGCACAUGAACCUAGUUCUUGCAGAUACAGAAGAAUUCCGUCGCAUCAAGCGGAAAUCCAAGCCCUCCGCCGGUCCCACAAACGCCCCGAUGGUUGAAGCGGAAGAGAAGCGAAGCCUCGGCCUGACUAUCGUGCGCGGUACUCAAGUCGUCUCUUGCUCUGUUGAAGGUCCUCCUCCUGCCGACCCCUCUGCCCGACUUGGUACCGCCGGACCCGGCGCAGCUGCCACUCUUGCCGCGGGCCCUGGUAUCAGCAAGCCCGCUGGCCGCGGCCUGCCUAUCGGACUCGGCGGCCCUGCAGCCGGCGUUGGUGGACCCCCACCCCCAGGCGGUUUUGGAUUCCCCCCUGGCGGUUUCCCCGGCGCCCCUCCUCCAGGCUUUGCUGGACGUGGAGGCCCCCCGGUGGACCUCGUAAGUACUCUCAUUUGCCUAGAUCGACUGGGGCUCAAACUGACUGAUUCGCUUCUAGCUGGUUUCGCACCUCCUCCUGGGUUUGCUCCUCAGGGUGGCCCCCCUGCCGGUUUCCAACCUCCUCCUGGUUUCCAGCCUCCCGGUCAGGGGCGUGGAUACCCCCCCCCUGGAUUUGGUGGCAGGUAA